This is a messenger RNA of Fundulus heteroclitus (mummichog), 1627 nucleotides long. RefSeq names its product sorting nexin 20 (gene snx20). NCBI's taxonomy places the organism in Eukaryota, Metazoa, Chordata, Actinopteri, Cyprinodontiformes, Fundulidae. The transcript is spliced from 3 exons. The record is from RefSeq and is a predicted model, not a curated record. The coding region runs from base 549 to 1421 and encodes 290 amino acids. Gene Ontology annotation, biological process: protein transport. Gene Ontology annotation, molecular function: phosphatidylinositol phosphate binding; protein binding. Gene Ontology annotation, cellular component: early endosome membrane.
AGAGGUUCUCACAUGGUUCUAUCUGAGGCUCUCCUCUCCUCUAAUGUUCUCAGAUGUGGUCCAGUUUAGUUUUGCUGCAGAUCAAACAUAGCUCUAACAUCACCCAGUGGAUUAGAGAGGAUCUGUACCUCCUCCCAUUCAUUCUCUCUUACACAGAACCUGACUUCAGUUUGAGCUGCAGAACCAAAUUAUUCUCUUUCACGCUCACUGGGUUUAACUCCACCCACCUGCUGUGUUGGCAACCCGAAAACAAGCGCUCCUCCUCAGUCAGUUUGCUGCUGGACUUUGUUUCACAUUCUUCAGUUCCUGUUCUAUCUGCAGAAGAACUUCCUCAUUUGAACACGUUAUUUAGUUUUUGCCCUCGGGGUAGUCAGCAGGAGCUCCGACCGACCUGUUUGGCACCAGAACCAGUUUAAUGAUUGAACCAGUAUGAUUGAACCAGUUUUAUGAUUGAUCCAGUUUAAUGAGAGGAACAUGAACCUGGACGUCUCUCAGCUGCAGCUCUGACCUCUGGAGUUCUCCACCCAAGGCUCAGCUGCAAAGACCCGAUGGCAGAACCAGGGAGGGGGUCUGAGGACCCGAAUGGCUCGGAUCCGAUGACUGCAGGUGGAAGCCCCGGUUGUUCCAGCUUAACCACUAAGGAGCUCCAACAGAACUGGAAGCUGGCAAAGCAAAAGGAGCGACCUGUCCGGUUGCUGUUUGAGAUCCCGUUGAGUCGAGUUGUGGAGCAGCUGCUGCACAAACAUGUGGUGUACCAGAUUGUGGUGAUGCGGUCCGGCAGCUUUGAUUCCCACCGUGUUUCCGUAGAACGCCGCUACAGUGACUUCUUCCGGCUUCACCACAAACUGUUGGAGGAGUUUGACGAAGAACUGGAGGAUGUUGUUUUGCCCCCCAAACUUCUGACGGGGAAUUUCAAUUGCGAGAACAUUUUAGAGCGGCGUAUGGCCCUGCAGGACUACCUGGCCAAGCUCUUUGCCACCCGCUGUGUCAGACACUCAGCUCACUUCUCGGAGUUCUUCACUGAGCAGGAGCAGAAGCAGGCCCAUGUGCUGCUGCGAGCGGGGCAGUUCACUGCCGCUCUGGAGCUGCUGAAAACGGUUCUGGAGAUCCAGGAAAAGCUGUUGCCGUGGCAGAAGUCCACCCUGACCGUCCCAGCGCUGUCUGCCAUCGCCGUGUGUUACCGGGACCUGGAUGAGCCAGAGCAGGCGUUCUCAGCCGCUCAGCGAGCUCUCCCUCCGGUGAGACGCUAUGGGCUGAAGCCCUACCGGGCGGCCCUGCUGGAGCUGCUGGUGGACCUGGGGUACCAGCUGGGACGUCCCGUGGCUCAGCUGCAGGACGAACUCACAGCCCUCCGAAACGGUGAGAGAGGAGAGGUGUGCUUCCGCUCCCUGAAGGAGGUGGUGAUCCACAAGUUCGUCUGAGGAAGAACAGGAACCAAGACUUUCCUGAGAACCUGAAACAGGACUAUUUGAAUUUCAUAAGGACCCCAUGAGCUCCAUAAAGGUUUUAUUUGGUUAAUAAUCAUCAUCGAUUUGACACCCUCUUAAAUAAUUGAUCAGUUGUUUCAACUGGUCCUAACUAUUGAUUAUGGAGGAUUUUUAAUUCUUCUGAACAAAUACAUUCAAAA